Molecule: messenger RNA, 279 nt
Organism: Talaromyces marneffei
Lineage: Eukaryota; Fungi; Ascomycota; Eurotiomycetes; Eurotiales; Trichocomaceae
Exons: 1
Coding region: 1-279 (92 amino acids)
Biological process (GO): Mo-molybdopterin cofactor biosynthetic process
Cellular component (GO): cytosol
Source: RefSeq, a predicted model, not a curated record
AUGCCAACCUUCCAAAUCCUCUACUUCGCAUCCGCCUCCAGCUACACUGGCAAAUCCAGCGAGGCCCUACCAGCACCCUUACCACUCUCACGGCUGUUUCCAUUACUCGAGGAACGAUACCCGGGCAUUACGGAGAAAGUGCUAGGUAGUUGUAGUGUUAGUGUUGGGUUGGAGUAUGUUGAUAUCCCUGAUGGACCGGCCGCCGGAAACGAGGUCGACGAGAGAGUGAUUGGGGAGGGGGAGGAGGUUGCUAUUAUCCCGCCUGUUAGUUCGGGGUAA